AUGGCAAAAAAAAUAAUUGUUUCGAUACUAAAAACAUGGAAAGGUUUAAUAUAUUUAGGUUAUUAAAAAUUUUUAUUAAGAUCAUUAUUUUAAACAUUAAGAUAACCAAUUUUUGAAUAAGUAAGAACAGGAAUAUAAGAAAUAAUUGGAGAAUUAUUAUCUUUUGGUUCUACAUUAUAAUAAUAAGUUACUAGCUUUUCAUGUUAAAAUUUACUUAAUUAAUAUUUGAUGGUUUUAACUUAAUUAUUUUUAGAUUGUGAUUUAUUUGCUGUGCUAAUUGAAUUAUCUGUUUUAGACGAUACACUUAAAUAAUUAAGAUCUUAAGAAUAAUUAAAAUAAUUAUCAUUUUUAAUGUACAAUUUAAUUCCUAAUUGUUCUAAAUAUACAGAUUUUUUACUUUCUUCAGUCCAUAAUGAUUAUUCUUUCAUAGAUUUAAAAGGAAAAUGUUCAAGUAUUGUAAAUUGUAUGAGUAAUUAUGUUUUUGAUACAAAAAUGUAAACUAAUAGCCAUUCCUAAUUAAUUUAUUAAUGUGAGAAUUUUUUUCAUUUUACAUAAUUAGGAUUACCAUCUCAUCGUAUAAAUAAUACUUAAUAUAUAUUUUAGGAAGGUAAAGUAUUAGGAAAUGUUGAAUAAAAUAAAGAAUUUCUUUAACUUUUGGAAAAAUCUUAUAUUCAUAAAGAAAAUGUUAAAUGGAACUGGACAAUUAUAUAUGAAAUAAUUAAAAAAUAUUUUUCUUUGAAAUGGUAGGAAUUAAAAGGCAAAUUUGUUAAAAAAUUAAUCCUUUAUUUUCAUCCGAAUCAAUAAUAUUUUAUUUCUCUUGAAUGGAAGUAAUAAAAUUUUAUUUAGGCUAAAGUGGGAUAUGCUUUAAUAUAUAAUUUACUUAAAAUACCAGAUGGCGCUUUAAUGCUUUCAGUGCCAUAAACAGAUACUAUUUGUAUAAACAGAAGUUUUAUGGGCGAACUUUAUCAUAUUUUAGCUAUUGAUAACGAUCAAAAUGUAAUUCACUAAGCUCAUCAUUUAUUAUAACCUUAAGAAUAUUCCACAAAAAUGAUAAGAGAAUAUAUUAGUUGGAUAGGGUUGUUUGCCUCUUUUAAAUAUGGUUAAAAGCUUUUAAAAGAUGCUAAAAUAUGGGAAACUCUAGAACUCUAUGUUAAAUAUUAAUAAAAAGAUCAUAUUCUUAUUCAUAUUUUAUUUUGCUUAGAUUAUGGAAAAUAAGGGCCAUCAAGAUCAUUUCUUUAUUUUUGUCUAUAAAACGGAUCUGAAAAUUUAUAAAAGGCUAGUUUAGAGCUAUUAAGAUUAUUAUAUAGAAGCGAGUUUGUAGAUUUCUUUUAAUAUGGAAUAGAAAUUCUUAUUUAAAAAAUGGAUUCACCCACAAGAGAAUUAAGGGAAAAAGCAUUGAGUGUAAUUUAUGAAGUUAUAAAAGAUACCGAUUAAAUGAAAUAAUUUUUGAAUUUAAAUCCAAAUUUAACUGAUUUAUGUGAAAACGAUAACCCUUUGCUUUAUAUAAUAAUGAAAACAAGUUAAGGCUUUAAUUAUUUACAAGAAAAAUACAAUUGGAUUGAGAAAAUGGUUUAUAAAUGGGAAUCUAAAUUAAAUGAAGAAUAUGCUGAAAAGCUAGAAAAAUGCCUCAUUAAUUAAUUAAAUUUUAACUAAUAAAACUAAGAUUUAAAUUCUUUUAUUUUUCCUAAUAUGUUUAAUAAUAGCUAAUCUUAAUUUUUCGCUUUUGGAUUUAUUCAUAGAAUUCCUUGGAUUUUGAAUAUUUUAAUAGUAUGUGAAGAGUUUUAAUAAAAAAAUUAAUAUUAAAUAUAUAUAGGCUAUAAAGGAGAUUAAAAUGUUUAAUAUAUUGUUUUAACAGGAUAUCCACUAUAUAAUUAGAAUUAAUAAUAUAUUAGAUUUAAUUAAAACUUCACCGUUUCAUUAAAUUUAUAAAUUGGAAAAGUAAUUUUUUUUAUAUUAUUUUUUUUUUUUGUUUAAAAAAAAUAUAAAAAAGCAUUUUAUUGA
Molecule: messenger RNA, 2001 nt
Organism: Ichthyophthirius multifiliis
Lineage: Eukaryota; Ciliophora; Oligohymenophorea; Hymenostomatida
Product: rapamycin-insensitive companion of mtor, putative
Exons: 4
Biological process (GO): TORC2 signaling
Cellular component (GO): TORC2 complex
Source: RefSeq, a predicted model, not a curated record